AUGCCCUUACGGCUUACCAUUGAAGAUGGCCAGUUCCGCGAUGCCCAUGGCCGUCAAGUAAUGCUCCGAGGAAUCAAUCUCGCCGGGGACGCAAAGUAUCCCAGCUCUCCGGACCUCCCGUCUCAUAUACCAGACAAGUUUUUUGAUGGAGAUGAUGUUAAUUUUCAUUCUCGCCCUUUCCCGGGAGAAGCGGCUCAUGUCCACUUCGACAGGCUGAAACAGUGGGGCUACAAUACGAUCCGAUACAUAUUUACCUGGGAGACAAUCGAGGCGGCCGGGCCAGGCAAAUACGACGAAGAAUGGAUUCAACAUACAAUUGAGGUCUUAAGGGAGGCAAGAGAUUACGGCUUCUACAUCUUCUUGGAUCCGCAUCAGGAUGUUUGGUCUAGGUUUACAGGUGGCUCUGGAGCCCCCAUGUGGACUCUGUACGCCUGUGGCCUGAAUCCCGAGAGCCUGGCGGUAACUGAAGCGGCAUUGGUACACAAUACUUACCCCGAACCGGAGAAUUUCCCAAAAAUGAUAUGGGCCACGAACUACAAUCGACUGGCGUGCGCUACCAUGUGCACUCUCUUCUUUGCAGGCCGUGACUUUGCUUCGAAGUGCAUAAUAGAUGGCCAAAACGUACAAGACUACCUUCAAGAUCAUUUUAUAAAGGCUUGCGCACAUUUGGCCAAACGUGUACACGAGGCUGGAGAUCUAGAAGACGACGUUGUUAUUGGGUGGGAAAGUAUGAAUGAACCGAACCGUGGACUGGUUGGCUGGGCAGACUUGACGGUCCUGCCAAGCGAGCAGCAGCUCAAAAAGGGUACCGCGCCAACCGCAUGGCAAGCAAUAUUGACGGGCUCUGGUAGAGCGUGCGAGGUGGAUACUUGGGAUGUUGGGGGCAUGGGACCCUAUAGGUCUGGUCUCACUCUUGUGGAUCCACAGGGGAAGACUGCAUGGCUUCCAGCUGAUUAUGACGAUUCAAGAUAUGGCUACAAACGAGAUGCUGGAUGGAAACUUGGGGAGUGCGUCUGGUCGCAGCACGGUGUCUGGGACCCCGACACCGACACAUUGCUGAGGAAGGACUACUUCAGCAGGAGUCCGCAUACAGAUGAAGUCAUUGACUACGAGGGGUUCACGAACACUUACUUUAUGGACUUUUAUCGAAGAUUUAGGGAUGCAAUCCGAGCACACCACCAAAACUGCAUCAUCUUCUGCCAACCCCCGGUUUUAGAGCUUCCUCCCUCCAUCAAAGGUAACGCAGAUGAUGAUCCAAAAAUGGUCUACGCACCGCAUUAUUAUGACGGUAUUACCUUGAUGACUAAAAAGUGGAAUAGGUUUUGGAAUGUGAAUGUCUUCGGCGUCUUGCGUGGCCGGUAUUUGACCCCGGCCUCCGCGAUAAAGCUAGGAGAGACGGCAAUCCGCAAUUGUUUAAGAGAUCAAUUAUCAGCCAUCAGAAAAGAGGGUGAAGAUUAUAUGGGCAAUCAUCCAUGUGUCUUGACAGAAUUUGGUAUUCCGUUUGAUAUGGAUGACAAGCACGCCUACAAGACAGGGGACUACUCCAGCCAGUCUGGUGCUAUGGAUGCGAAUCAUUUUGCAGUCGAGGGUAGCCUCAUGGGAGGAUAUACGUUGUGGCAGUAUAUGUGCCAGAAUAAACACCAGCUGGGCGACCAGUGGAACGGAGAGGACUUGUCGAUAUUUUCUCUUGAUGACCUGCCGCUACCUCUUUCUCCCACGGCAGCCAGUCUAUCUAAUGAAUCAACAACAUCUUUACUUCAACACACAGGACUAAAUAUGAGAGAAAGCUUGGAUAAGUCGACAGUAAACCCGAGCAACUUGAAAGCAAAACUGAGAACACCUUCGAUCACAUCAAGAAUGACGGAUGUGCCUGAACUAACAAACAAUCCUGGAUUCCGAGCUGCGGAAGCCUAUGUGCGACCAUCACCUGUUGCAAUCGCGGGCACGAUUCUUAGUCAUGGAUUUGACCUCCGAAAUUGCACCUUUACCUUGAAGCUCCUUGGUCACGAGACAGUUCCAGACGCGCAAACGACAGAUAUCUCACUUCCGGAGUUCCAUUUCCCAAAAGACAAGUGUGAAGUCGAAGUUACUUCAGGAAAGUGGACCAUCACAACGGAUGAUAGUGACAAUAGCUCAAUUCAAAGGCUGAGAUGGUGGCACCUGGACGGCGAGCAAACAAUCAAAGUCACUGGCGUGUGUAUGCCCCAUCACGGUUCAAGUUCCGGGCCUAUUGUGCUUCCUCCAUUGCCCCAUGCUCUGGGCAUCGUCCCCUCCUUCUGCGUCAACGGCCAAAAGACGUUGGUCAUGAAGGAGAAGGUCUGGGCCUUGGCCCAAGGCAGCUUCCAGAUCCGCGACGUGUCCAACGUGGAGCUGCUGCAGUGCAAGGCGAAACUCUUCAGCCUGCACCACCAAAAGUUCUUUUAUGAUAUGCAGGGCAAUGAGCUCUGGUCACUGAAGCACAAGCCGCUCAGUAUCCCCAGGCAGUAUUACGGCGAGGGACCGGAUGGGCGGGAGGUUUUCCACGUGCAAGGACAUUGGCAUUUGGGAGGUGCCCGCAUGACAGUGUCAUUCGUCAACACAGCCGGGAACAGCGAGCCCAUUGAGCUCGCGCUCUCGGGUAACUGGAUCGGUCGUUAUUGCACGAUUACAUGGAAUGACAGGCCAGUUGCGCAGAUAACUAGAGAUUACUUCAAUACUCGGCAGAUUCUGGGAGAUGCUGAUACGUACUACGUGACAAUUGCACCUGGUAUGGAUAUCGCUCUCAUCGUAUCUCUCUGCGUGAUGUACGACGAGGAGACGAGGAAGGAAAGAAGUAAUCAAGGAAGGCUUCUCAAAGUCGGAGUUCUGGAUCCGCGGGCAGCUUAA
Messenger RNA from Metarhizium acridum CQMa 102, 2865 nucleotides. RefSeq lists its product as uncharacterized. The record is from RefSeq and is a predicted model, not a curated record. Lineage: Eukaryota; Fungi; Ascomycota; Sordariomycetes; Hypocreales; Clavicipitaceae.